Molecule: messenger RNA, 2185 nt
Organism: Tigriopus californicus
Lineage: Eukaryota; Metazoa; Arthropoda; Copepoda; Harpacticoida; Harpacticidae
Gene: HDAC3
Product: histone deacetylase 3-like
Exons: 1
Coding region: 652-1965 (437 amino acids)
Molecular function (GO): histone deacetylase activity
Source: RefSeq, a predicted model, not a curated record
GAACUUGUGAAGAAGUCCACUUUGGUCACACUUGGAAUGGCAAGCGACGGACCAACAGCAGUCAGUGAGGCAGUGUCUGUUUCUUGUCAACAGUCAACAGCACCGUUCACACACCGUUCACGCAUCACCGAUCACGGUUCAGGCUGACACACCCGCACACCCGCACACCCGCACACCUAAGCACAUGAACAAAACAACAGCCGCCAAUCCACUCAUGAAUCCAUUCAUUCAUUCAUCCUUUCUCCAUCCCCUCCGGAAUCCGGUGACAACUUGAGAACUUCAGAGUUGAGUUUCGCGGGUUCCGUCGGUUGCUCGGUCCAUCGCCGGCCUGCCGGCCUGCCGGCCUGCCGCCCUGCCGCCCUGCUGCGAAUCCCCGGCCAGCCCGUUUGAAAGGCCCCUUCCAACCCACCCUUGUGGUGAGGCACGGUUCCCCUGGACUCGAGUCAGUUGUUGUUGCCAGUUCCGGCCUGCAGGCCGACUGCCACUGGACCUGACUAGCCACACCUCUGGAUGACCCCUAAUUGACUGACUGAAACCGCUGAUUGUAAUUAAUUACUGCCGGUGUUUCUCCCCAUUCCUGGGAUCCCCAAAUCGCGGAAUAGGGCGAUCAACUGGGACAAAUCCCGGACCAGCGGGCAGUUUGUGGGCCAGAUGCCGUCUAGCAACACGCGGGUGGUCUAUUUCUAUGACCCGGACGUGGGCAACUUCCAUUAUGGGCCGGGUCAUCCCAUGAAGCCGCAUCGCUUGAGCGUAACCCAUUCGUUGGUGCUCAACUACGGACUUCACAAGUCGCUCAAGGUGUUUCGGCCCUAUAUCGCCACGGCUCAUGAUAUGGCCCGCUUCCACUCCGAGGAGUACAUCGAAUUCCUCCAACGCGUCACGCCCCAAAACAUCCAGGGCUUCACCAAGAGCUUGUCUCACUUUAACGUGGGCGACGAUUGCCCCGUGUUUGACGGCCUGUACGAGUUCUGCGCCCGCUACACCGGCGCCUCCAUGGAGGGCGCGGCCAAGCUCAACAACGAGGGCUGCGAUAUCGCCGUCAAUUGGUCGGGUGGACUGCAUCAUGCCAAGAAGUUCGAAGCCUCGGGCUUUUGCUACGUCAACGAUAUCGUGAUUGGUAUUCUGGAAUUGCUCAAAGUCCAUCCGCGUGUCCUUUACAUCGACAUCGACAUUCACCACGGUGAUGGCGUGCAGGAGGCAUUCUAUCUCACGGAUCGCGUCAUGACCGUUAGCUUCCACAAGUACGGCAAUUACUUCUUUCCCGGCACGGGCGACAUGUACGAAAUCGGGGCGGAAGUGGGGCGUUACUACUCGGUCAAUGUGCCCUUGAAAGAAGGCAUGGACGAUCUGAGCUACGAGUUGGUCUUUAAGCCCGUGGUCAAGGACGUCAUUGACUUCUAUCGGCCCACAGCCAUCGUAUUACAGUGCGGGGCCGAUUCGCUGGCCAACGACCGAUUGGGCUGCUUCAAUCUCAGCAUCAAAGGCCACGGGGAAUGUGUUAGUUUCGUCAAGAAGUUCAAUAUCCCAACGCUGGUUUUGGGUGGGGGUGGGUACACGGUGCGCAACGUGGCCCGUUGUUGGACCUACGAAACGUCCAUUUGUGUGGAUAAGGAUCUGUCCGACGAGCUACCUUACAACACCGAAUACUUCGAGUACUUCUCGCCCGACUUCAGCCUCCAUCCUGAUGUCAACCCGCGCUCGGAGAACGCCAAUUCCAAGCAGUAUCUAGAUUCAAUCGUCGAAUCCAUGCACACCCAACUUAAGAUGGUCCAACAUGCGCCCAGCGUUCAGAUGCAGGAUAUGCCUGGAACGAUUUAUCCCGAUGAUCACGAUCACUUGGACGACCUGGAUCCGGAUGUGCGCAAUCACGAGAUCGAGGAAGAGAGGCGCACUGAGGCAGAAAACGAAUUUUACGAUGGUGACCGAGAUCAAGACGGGCCCACCGAAGAUUUGCCGGCCAAGUAAAACGCGAAAAGCACUUGGUUGGUAUUAGCAGAUAUGUUUUCAGACCAACCGCCAAUUCCACUCCUUCCUUCUCCUACUCGUAACGUCUGAAUUAAUGCCACGCCCGCAGCCGGCCAUUUGCUUUUGUAUUAUUGUAGCGCACCCCUGAAAUAAGACAAGAUGAAAUGAAAUAGCCAUGUAACAGUACGUACAAUAAACGUAACUCUGUAUUGUAAACCAA